AUGCUUUCUAUAAGUCCAACUCUGUCUUUCUCUGGAUAUGCUACCCAGCAGUAUUACUUUGUGGGUUUGGCUUGUACCAACCAUUUUCUAGUUGUUGGGAUGGGCAAUGAUCACUACAUUUGCCAUGCAACUCUCUUACCUACACACUCAUUGUCAGCUGAGCCACCUGCAUGGGGUUGGUUUUUCACCUCAACCCUCUGUGGUUUCCUGAUCUCUGUGGUUGUCAACGUCCUGGUGUUUAGUGUGCCCUUCUGUGCCUCCAAUCGGAUCAACCACUUUUUCUGUGACAUUUCCCCUGUCAUAAAACUGGGCUGCACAGACACCAACCAGAAGGAGAUGGUUAUCUUCUUCCUCAGCAUCCUGGUACUGCUGGUUCCCUUUGUGCUGAUCUUCAUCUCCUACGUCUUCAUUGUUUCCACCAUCCUCAAGAUCUCCUCAGUGGAGGGACAGCAUAAGGCCUUUGCCACCUGUGCCUCCCACCUGACAGUGGUCAUCGUCCACUAUGGCUGUGCUUCCUUCAUCUACUUGAGGCCCACAUCCCUGUACUCCUCAGACAAGGAUCGGCUUGUGGCAGUGACCUAUACGGUGAUCACGCCACUACUCAACCCUCUUGUCUACACACUGAGAAAUAAAGCAGGGAAGACUUCCCUGAGAAAGGUUCUCAGUAGAUACUUAUUUGCCAAAACUUUGCGCAUGAGUUGA
Sus scrofa (pig) is the source of this 702-nucleotide messenger RNA. Lineage: Eukaryota; Metazoa; Chordata; Mammalia; Artiodactyla; Suidae. The record is from RefSeq and is a predicted model, not a curated record.